Molecule: messenger RNA, 1123 nt
Organism: Cyanistes caeruleus (blue tit)
Lineage: Eukaryota; Metazoa; Chordata; Aves; Passeriformes; Paridae
Source: RefSeq, a predicted model, not a curated record
CGCCGGGUCUUGUGGGGUGGCUGGUGGUGGCCUGGCUGAGGGGCGUCAGGCAGUUAUCUCCCUAGUUCUGCAGAGGUCAUCAGGGUGAUGAGCUCUACAAGGUGCCAUAGCAGUACUCAAGUUACCAUCCACUGGGUUCCUUCACUCUCUGCGAGCCCAUGGCUUCGCACAGUUUUAGAUCCUCACCUUCCUCCCUUUUUCUGCUCAGGCCUGGCCAUUGAUGUCCCUGGCCAUGGGAAGGUGGUGGUUGACAUUGGCUACGGUGGCACUUUCUAUGCCUUCCUCAGUGCCGAGCAGCUGGGCCUUGAUGUGUGCUCUUCAAAGACCAGAGACCUUGUCAGUGCAGCGAGUGCAGUGACAGAAGCCGUGAAGAAACAGUUCAAGCUUCAUCACCCUGAGAGUGAAGACCUGGCUUUCCUCUAUGGCACCAUACUGACAGAUGGGAAAGAUGCCUUUAGUGAGGAGCCCACCACCAACAUCUGUGUGUUUGCAGAUGAACAGGUUGACCGAAGUCCGACAGGUUCGGGGGUGACAGCUCGCAUUGCCUUGCAGUACCAUAAGGGACUCAUCCAGCUGGACCAGAGCAGAACCUUCCGGAGCAGCACCACGGGCUCCUUGUUCACUGGGAAGGCAGUGAAGGAAGCCAAGUUUGGGAACUACAACGCUGUCAUUGUGGAAGUCUCAGGAGAAGCCUUUUAUACUGGUACAGCCACCUUCACUGUCGAAGAGGAGGACCCACUGAAACACGGCUUCUUCUUCAAGUGACCCGAGCCAUGGAUGGUGCCAAAGUCUCACUGAUGGUGCUGCACUUCUCCUGCCUAUAAACUUCUGUUUGCUUCCCCACACAUUGGAACAGGAACAGCCUUGGGUGGUGUGACAGCAUUUGUCACAUUUCAGGAUAACAGGCUUGUUGCCCUGUUGUGAUUAGCAUAUUGGGUGCACUAUGAUUAGCAUAUACAAGCUGCUCUGAGAAGCUGUAGUAGUUUUCUUCUUUUUCUUCCCAAUAAUUCGCAGAAAACGGAGCUGAUCUUGGGAGAGCUGCCUUCAAAAUUAUGUGCCUUCUCUGUGUCUGCAAAUUAUGAAUUUCAAAAUUAGGUUUCUAUUAAAUGCCAACUGAAAACUC